Prorocentrum cordatum is the source of this 1777-nucleotide messenger RNA. NCBI's taxonomy places the organism in Eukaryota, Dinophyceae, Prorocentrales, Prorocentraceae. The record is from the annotation of a GenBank genome assembly.
AGGAGGCCUUCGCCCGGUCCGACGCCGACUCCAGCCACGACGGCAGCACGGGCUCGAGCUAUGGGCGGAGCUGGGCGGACCAGUCGGAGGACACCUGGCCGGACGAGCAGGAGGACGCGGCGAAGCGGAGAGCGUUCGGCGGAGCCACGCGGAGCGCUCGGGCGCUGCCGCCGCGGAGCCCGAGCGAGCCUCCGGCGGGGGGCACCGCGGCGGGCGCGGGGCACCAGGUCUGCGAGCAGCGGCGCCUCCCAGGCUUCGGCGACCGCCUCGAGUUCGGCGAGUUCUUCCCGCCGAGCUCCCCGGUGGAACCCCGCAAGAAAGAGAAGGCGACCGCUCCCCUGAGCAACUCCACGCGGCGGCGCAAGCAGCGCCAGCUCGCGGACAAGCGGGCAGCGUUCCGGGAGCUGAACCAGGAGCACUCGGACCGGGCCGUGGCCGCAGCGCAGGCCCUCGGGCCGCACCACCGGGCCGCACCGGCCCUCGAGCGCCACCUGCACUUCCCCAGGCCGGAGGCGGAGUCGCCCCGGAGGCCCGCUGCCCCAUGGCCGACGCCCCGGCUCGACCCGCCCAAGGACAGCGCCCCCCACGGCGCGCUCGGCGCCCCGGAGCAGGACGAGGAGGACGACGAGGAGGAAGCAGGGCAGCAACGGCCUGGAGCCGCGUGCCCAAGUAACAGCAGAACACUCAUCUCGUUGUGAGCGGCGAGACCGCGCUCGGAUGGACGCCACUCGCUCCCGCACAGGCCCGUGUCUGAUCGCACCGUGCGGACAGAAGCGAGGCUCGAAGCCCACUUCCCGAGCGGUGCACCUCUCUUGGCGCUCACGGCAAGUUCGCGCCGCGCCGACUCGGCGGCUGCCCCGGCGCGGGCGUUCCAGGUCGAAGGCCACAGGUGGCCCACGAUCCGCCGAUGUCGAGCGACCUGCGCCAUCGAAAAGCCGCGGUCGUUCUGUGGAGCGAUCCGCGCGGUCUCACGCACCGACGCACAGGUCGUCACGAGGCGAACUUGCCGCACUUGCCGAUCAACUCUUGAUGCGGCGUGGUCGCAGCACUCGUUUUAUGACGUUUCUGACGGUGUGCUCUGCCUUUCAGUCCGCACUUCCUGCGCGUCCAUGAACUGUUUGAAGUCAGGUUGUCCCGCUACCGAGCUUGAGUAUACAGCAGGUAUAGGUCUCCCUCCCCCAACAGAUGGAUCUCUCCUGCUCGCCCACUGGCACAAAUAUAAGCAAUCGUAGCACUAGUAUUCUUCAAUCGGGUCCAGAUGGUCCCGCUUUCUGGCACGCUCAGGCUCGCAUCCUAUGGUCCAACAGCUGGGCAUCUUUACUUGUUAUGUUUCGCUUAGUCCUUUGGCAAGCUUGGAAGAGCGUUGUCCUGGAACCCAUUGUGGGCAGACGCGCCUCAGCGAGUUUGCAUUCCAAUGAUGUUUUUUGUUUAUUGCAUCAUGGCUGCCCGUUUUAGGAUUCUUAGCGACGUAGCACACGUGUUCCUACGGUGUGGGAUGAUUGUAAUUUAUGCGUUCGUUCGCAUAUCUCUGGAGAUUGGUGAAGCAGAUGAAGAUGUUGUCGCGGUUGUACAGACGAAUGUCAAAGUUGUAACCAAUUGUGCAUGCGGACCCUGUACGAGAAGGAGCCUGUCCUGGUCCGGCAUGAGCGGGCCAGUGCCGACGGAUGCUGCAGAAAGAAACGGGCGCGGGCACACCUAUGAUCUCUCGGGGUCCCCCUCGCUGUUGUUCGCAUCCCAGCCCUAUCCGUGCAGCCGUCGCCGACCUUGCACUCUUGGG